CCUACAUUACAAAUUAGGGUAGCGGCGAGCAGGGGAGACGUGACGCUGCUGGCGCAGCUGCUAGCCUUACACCCGAACUGCGUCGACGGGCGCGAUGACGGCCGCUCGCAAGCCCCCCUGCUUUCAAGCGCCUUGCUUGGGCACACCGCGGCGGUCGGGCAGCUCCUCUCGGCGGGGGCCAACCCAAACCGCCGGGGCCGGAGGCAGGAAACGGCAUUAAUGCUUGCAGCGCAGAAAGGCCACGUCGAUGUCAUUCGGUCUUUGCUGUUCCGCGGCGCGCACAUGGGAGCAGCGGACGACCGGGGCUGGACGGCGCUCCACUUCGCGGCCGCAGCGGGGCAGGCCGUGGCGGCCCGCGCGCUGCUCACGGCGGCUGCGGGCGGGCGCGGCGGUUUGCUGGAAGCGCAGAACGGCAAGGGCGAGACGGCUCUGGCGCUGGCAGCAUUUGGCCGUAAGGAGGAGGUGGUGCGGGUGCUCCUGCUGUCGGGGGCUCGCAGGCAGGCCGUGCAGGACGCCGCGGACAGUGACUACGUUGCCAAGUUGGCGCGGGCAGCGGGCGCCGCCACCGCCGCUGACGGGCCGGGUGCAGUUGCAGUUGCGGGCGGUGACGCAGCCGGCGGCGGUGGAGGCGGCGGUGGUGGGCAGCAGAGCGCGCGCAGCCCGGGAGGGCCGGCAAUGCAGUUCUCGGGCACUGCGUCGGAAUACGAGAGGAUUUUCUCGCCGCCGCCCUCGGAGCCUGUCACUCCGUACGGCGCGGUGCCGCCUCCUCCUGCUGCUGCCGGGCCGCGCACGCCCGCCUGCAACAGCAGGCCUGCUGGCGGCAGGUCGACCAUAGCCCCCGCCCGCGCCGCCGCGCCCGCCGCAGCCGCACCCGUAGCCGCUGAUGGCGACGGCGACAGCGACGAGUACAGCAACGCCCCGGAUCAGCAGCCCGCAGCCGCAGAUGAGGACGAAGCAUUCAUGCGGUCGGCGGCGGCCGCCACCGCCGCCACUGCCGCCGCCGCCGCCACGUCAGCUGCACCCAGCAGGCGCGCCCCAGACCCGCUGGUGCUGCCCGACACUCCCUCGGCGCCGCCGCCAGCGCUGUCGCAGCCGCCCGUGCGCCGCUCGCCACGCGCGGACGGCAGCAGCGCCACCACACCCAAAGAGGCGACGGCGGCCCCUGGACCCAAGUCGCCCGGGAAGAGCGAGCCGGCAGCAUCCAGCGGUGAGGCCCGCGGCGGCGGCGGCGGUGGCGGCGGGGGUGGCGGGGGUGGCGGCAGCGGCGGCGGAGGCCGGUGGCAGCUGCAUGAGCUGGCCUACCGCGGCACGGUGCUGCUACAGCACCGGCCGAGCGGCCUGCUCUUCACCUGCGUGCCCGAGGACAGCUUUCCAGCGCUGGUGGGGCGGCUGCAGGGGGGUGUGCCCCGCUGGCUGGGGCCGCCCGACCUGAGCCUGCUGACCGCCGUGCCGCAGGCCUGUGAGGCACUGGCGGCCACGGUACCUGCGGCGGCGCUGCUGCUUCGGCGGCUGCGGGUCAUUCCGGAUGUGGCGCUGCGUGUGUGCGUGUGCCUGGGGCUGCACGAGGUUUCGGAGCUGCGGGAGCUGGCGAUGCUGGAUCCGGAUGACGCGCCCGCCGCCUUCGCGGCCGCCUGGGGCCCCAGCGGCCUGGGCCCGGCACACGUGACGCAGCUGCGGACCGCGCUGCUGGCGGCGCUGAAGCCACAGGGGGGCCGAGCUCACGGCGACGAGGAAGCCGCUGGCCUGGGAACAGCAGGCCCGCUGCCUGUGGGCCUGGCCGGCGGCGCGCUGGUACAGCACCUGCUGGAGCGCUACGGCCUGGCCAAGCUCAUGGUGCAGGUGGCUGAGCUGCAGAUCACGGAGCCACGGGACCUGCUGGUGCUGGCGGAGCUGGCGGCGGCGGCGGGGCCUGAUGGCGGCGGCGGCGGCGGCGGCGGCGCUGAUGGCGGCGGCGGUGACAGCAGCGAGCUGGGCAGCUGGGAGUCGGGGCGGCUGACGCGGCUGCUGCGUGACCUGCCUGCGCUGCUGGCGGCGCAGGCCACAGCGCGGGACAAGGCGCGGGCCGAGGCCGCGCUGGGCCCCGCGCUGGAGGCGAUGCUGCGUCAGCGGCGGCUGGAGGCACUUGCUCGUCCCAGCCGCGGCUGUCUCGUCCUGUACGACGACCUGGACGGCGCCAGCUCCGGAUCCACAACCGCUUCAACCGCCGUCGCCGCCACCGGCGGCGGCCGCAAGGAUAACCGCUCUCGCCGCCAGAAGCGCGUGGCCGUGGUGGUUGCGGAGCCGCCGUCGUCCAAGGCCGGGCUGGCCGGCGGCGCCGCCGCCAUUGACACCUCCGCCUCCACUGACCCCAUGCUCGCCAUGCUUGUGGCUGCGGCGGCCGCGGUGCCCGGCGGUGGCGGAGAGGGCGGUGACGGCGGCGGCGCCGCCGCCGCCACGUACGUUGUACGGGACCUGGAGAGCGGCCUUUCAGUGGAGUUGCUGGGGGCGUGUCUGCGGCGGGUGCGGGCGGCGGAGCUGCCCAAAGGUACGGUGCGGCCGGACUACAUGCCGCCGGCCUCCCUGGGGCCGCCUGUGACGCCGCUGUCUGCGGCUGCGGGCGUGCUGGUGACCCGCGGCCACGCCUGGGGCCGCGGACCGGCGUACGACAUGUACGGCGAGGGUGUGGUGGGCGAGCUGGUGGGGCCAGAUCCGGAAUCCGCGUCAGCCGCCAACGGCAACGGCAACAGUAACGGUCAUCACGACGACGAGGAUCCAGAUUACGCCGCCGAGGAUGUAACUGACUUCCCGGUGUACGGCAGCGGUGAUGCUGCUGCGCACCGUGGUGCCGGCACCGGUAACGCUUUUGUUAACGGCCAUGCUGGGAAUGGUGGAGGCGGCGGCGGCGGCUCUGCGGAUGCGGAAGCUGGGCCGCGGUGGCACGGGCGGUGGCUGGUGCGGUGGCCUGAUGGGCAGGUGUCCAGCUACUCGGUGGGAGGCCGCGGCGGCUUUGAGCUGAGCUUCCUGACGCUGCACUGGCGGGCAGGCGCGCCCCUCCAGGACGUCCAUCGCGGACUGCUGCUGCCGCCGGCGGAGGUGGCGGUGGUGCCUGUUGCGCGAGGGCCGCUGUGGACUGAGGAGCCACACGACGGAUUGCCGGGCUCGCCGGGCGCUGCACUGCUGGACCGCAGCUCAGCCGGCCUGGAGGUGACCUGGAUGCGUGACCCGCACAACCCCCGGACCUACUUCCCUGAUGCGGACAGCGGCAGCAGCAGUGGCGGCAGUAACAGCAGCGGUGCCGGCAGUAGCAGUGGCGGUGCCGGCGUGUAUCCGGUGGUCCACGCAGUGCUGCCGGGCGCGCCAGUCACCCUGUUCACGGCGAGGGCGGGGGCGCGGGUGGAGCCGUCGCCCUCCAGUGGCGGGAUGCCCCAGGCAAUGGCGGGCGGCCCCGCUCUGGCCGGCACCCACUUCUACCACAAGUACUACAAAAGCUGGCAGACCGGGCCGGAGCCGGGCGGUCCGGGCACACUGCUGGCGCCGCUGCGGCUGGAGGCGGGCGGGCUGGUGGCGGUGUGGCUGGUGGCCUGGCCCAACGCCGGACGCCGGGAGGCGCGCGUGGGCGCGGUGGGCGGCGACUGCGACCUCGUGUUCGCGCCGCAGGCGGAUGUGCCGUACGCCAAGCCACGUCUGCCGCACGAGCACUGGCACCACCAGGGCGCGGAGGGCCGCCUGGUGCGUCUCAACCUGGCCCAGCUAGCGCUGCAGCCGGCUGCCGCCGCCGCCGGGCCGCUCAAGCCGGCGGGGGCUGCUACAGCCGGCGGCGGCGGCGGCGGGGGCGGCAGAGGAGGAGGAGCCCAGCAGCAGCGUGGGCAUGUGGGAGUUGUGGUGCGAGACCUGGGCCCCGGUGUGCACUGUGGCCUGCUGGUGCGGCUGCUGGGCGGCGCCACUGCUUUCUGGUAUGAUGAGGACGUGUUGCUGCCGCUGACGCCCGUGGAGGCGCGGCGGCUGCCGGCGGCCGCGGCGGCGGCGCUGGCGGCGGGCGGCGGCGCUGUGCCGGUGCUGGACGUGACCGCCAUGCCAGGCAUGCUUGUGCGGCGCUGCUACGACGACGGCUCCAGCCUCAAGACCAGCAGCAAGGAGCAGCAGGUUGGCGUGCUGGUGGCGCCGGUGGCUGCCAGCCGCUGGCUGGUGCGCUGGGGCGACGGCAGCUGCUCCGUCUACCAGACCGGGGCCGGAUCCAGGUUCCAGCUGUCGUACGUGUGCGAGCACCCGCAGGCGGGCGCGCCGCUGGCCAUGCCGCGCACCUUGGACGCCCUGGCCGAGAUGGCGGUGGCGCCCGGCUUCGACUGCACCGCGCCCUGGGCGGCGGAGGCGGGCGGCUGCGACGUGGCGGUGGUGGGCGGCAGCUCCCUGCAGGUGGACGAGUCGUCCAAGCUGCGGCUGCUGGUGGCUGAGCGCAUGCCGCUUGUGGUGGGGCCGGCGGCCAGGCAGCUGCGGUACAGCGCAGGCGGUCUGUUCCGUAUGUUUGAGCUGGCACACGCCGCGGCCCCCGGCGGGCCGGUGACCGUGUUCAACGCCAAGCAGGGCCUGCGGGUGGUUCUCCAGACCAGCGCCAACAGCACUGGCGCCUCGCAAACGGGCACCCUCACUCGCCCACUGCGCCUCGGAACCAAGGCCGGCGGCCUCAGCAGCGGCAGCAUGAGCAACGGCAAUGGCAACGGCGGCAGCGGCAGCAGCACUGCCGCCGUCAGCGCCGCCGCAACGCCACGCGGCAGUUUGCCCGCCCGCCGCGCCGUCGCCGCCACCGCCUCCAGUCGCCGGCUGAGACCCGAGUCCGCCGUCAGCGCCGCCGCCAGCGCGCCCUCCCUCACCUCCCUUCUCGGACAGCCCGCCAGCUCGUCAGAUGUGGUCUCCAUCUCUGAGGCUUCAGAGCGGGCUGGCGGCAGCGGCAGCGGCAGCGGCGGCGGUGGGGGUAGUGGCGGCGGCGGCGGCGGCGGUGGUACGGAGGUGGACCGUGGGACGGUGAUGUGGGAGGUGUCGUGGGACGCGGGCGACACGUCCGUGUGGGCGGUGGGUCUGUCGGCGUCGGCGUCAGCGCUGCGUGUGGCGCCGCAGCCUGGCUUCAAGAGCCCCGCGGUGCCUGCGCUGCGCGACGCCAGCCCCCGCGACCGCCACUUGCGAGUGCUGGACCCGGUGACCUACACACCGCUGCCACACGGGCCGCGGGUGCUGGACGACCACCUGUACUCGCUGCUGGGCCACCUGGACACCGCUGUGGCCGCACUCAACGCGGUGGCGGCGGGCCGGCUGCCCGGCCUGUGGCUGGCGGCGGCGGCGGCGGACUGCGGGCCGGCGGCGCCGUGCAGGGUGGAGCUGCAGCGCGUGCCCAUGCAGGGAGACACGCUGCUGCUGUCAGUGGGGCUGUCGGCAGCGGCUUUGUCGGUCGGGCAGCAGCCUUCGCAAGGCCCCACCGCGCACCUAGACCCGGAGGCCGCGCAGCAGCUGCUCGCAGGCAGCGAGCGGGCCGCGGCGGCGGAUGCCGAGCUGGCGGCGGCGGCCGCCGCACUUGAGGCUGCACUGCGCGGCUGGCCGCACCUCGACCUGGAGGCCCAGCGGGCGGCGGAGCGGGCCGCGGCGGCGGAGGCACAAUCAGGCAACCACCGCGCCACCGUAUCCGACGACGGCGGCGGCGCAAACGGCGGCGGCGGCCCGGUUGACGACCACCAGGGCCGUUGGAUUUUGACGGGUUGCAGUUUUGAGGAAGCGGUGGCGGACACUGCGGCGAGCCUAGUGCUGCGGACGGCGGCGGCGCAGCAGGGCGGUGAUGGUGACAAUGACGGUGCGCAGGCACCGGUGCUGGUGCUCAAGCAAGCAACGGGUGCUGGCGGUGGCGGAAGCAGUGCCAGCAGUGGUGGCGGCGGCGGCUGUUCGCGGCACGUGGCGGCGGCGCUGGAGCGCUUUAAUGCAGCGCUGGCGGCGGCGCAGGCGGCGCUGGAGGAGGCGGCGGCGGACGCCGGGCUGGCGGGGCUCAGGUACCACGUGUCGCUGUUGCCGCGUCCGCCCGCAUCCUGCCUGCCCCUGUCUGCGCUGCAGCUGAGCCACGCAUCCAAGCUGUACGACACAGACCCACUGCUGGUGCAGGAGAUGAUUGAGACGUUCCAUUCCUACACCGCGCGCCUGGUGUCCGCCGCUCCCACAGCCGACCCUCAACACCAGCAGCACCAGCAGCACCAGCAGGCGAUGCCGCUGGGACCGCUGGCGCUGGCGGCUUUGGAUGUGGCCCCAGAGGUGGCGGCGGCAGUGGAGCGGGUGCACGACGCCAUGUGUGCCUACACAGCCCUUCAGGCCGCCGAGUGGCGGCUCCAGAUCACGGAGAUGUACGGCACCGGCAGUGGGGGUGUGGGCGGCGGCGCUGGGUCGGAUGUGGGCGCGGUGGCGGCGCGGCGAGGCCACUGGCACGGCCUCAGCCUCACCACAACCAGCCCCCCGCUGGUGGCGGUGGCGGGCGGCGUGUCGGUGGGCGACCUGGAGGGACUGGUGGAGGCGCGCGAGGAUGCCACGGCGCCCUGCCCCUCCCAGCUGGGUGCUCGCCUGAAUGACUCACUCCUGCGGCUGUGGCGCUGCGCCGGCCGCGCCAACGGCUGCGGCGGCAGCGUCAACGUGUGUGACGCGGUGGUCAAGAUGUAUAGCUACCUGCACGGCCAGAUGGCCAAGGCGGUGGCCUCCUACGGUGUGUCCUUCAUGGGCGCAGACGCAGGAGCCGUACGGCAGGAGGUGGCGGAGGCGGCGCAGCAGGCGGCCGCCACAGCGGAGGGGCUGGAGGUCGCGGCUGCCAACCUAGCCAUGAUGGCCAGACCGCCCUGGAUGGCGCCAGCAGCAGCGGCGGCAGACGCCGGCGGCGCCACCGCAGGUGCGGCAGCUGGCGGGCCGCUGGCGGAGGUGAGGGAGGCGGCGGCAGCGGUGCGUCGAGCAGUGCGGCGCGCAGCGUCGCUGGCGGCAGACGUGGCGGCGGCGGCGAACGCGGCGGCGGCGGCGGCGGACGAGCAGAGCUGCAAGGCCGCCGCUACUGCGACCGCUGAGGAGCUUCUGCAGGACGCUGCCGCAGCGGCGGCGGUGAUGGCGGCGGCGCGCUGGGUCGCGGCCUCCAGCGACGGCUCCUCUGCCGCCGCGGCGGCCGCCGGCGGCGCCGCCUGUGUCGUCGCUCGCCAGGCCACCUUCCUCGCACAGGCUGGCGGCGCAGCCGCCAUCCCCAUCGUGCUUGAAGCCGCAGCCAUAGCGGCCUCUCUUGCCUCGCUGGCACGCGCCACGGCGGCGGCGGCGACGGCGCAGCAGGGCGAUGCCAUGCAAAUGAUGAAGAGGCGGCUGGACGCCGCCGCGUCUGCGUCGGACGCGUUAAACGCGCGAUGCGGCGCGCUGCAACGGCAGCUGGCGGCGGCGGAAGCGGCGGUGGAGGAGGGCGGCGGCGGCGGGGAUGAGCGGCAGCUGGCGCGGCUGCGUGAGGAGCUGUCGGCGGCGCAGGAGUGCGCCAGCAGGGCGGAUGCGCACGUGGACGAGGCCGCACAGAGCCGUUCAACUGCUCUCAAUGAGAGCGAGGACGUCGGCGCACACGCCGAGGCGGCGGCGGCGGACGCCGCCCGUGCGGCGGAGUGGGCUGCGGAUGCCGCCGCGGCGUGCGCCGCGGCGGCAGUGGACAAUGCAAAGGAGUCGGCGGCGGCAGCGGGUGGUGGUCAGCGUGACCUGGACGGAUUGCUGCCGCUCUUGUCCAAGGCGGCAGCGGCACUGGCGUUUGCAAGCAAGGUGGUGGCGGCCGCUGGCAUCUCGUCUCCCCGCUCGGUGUCCGGCGCGGCGGAGGCGCUGGCGACACUGUCAGCCGAGUUGUGCAAUGUUGCCGUCGACCAGGCGGUGUCGGGCGCUGAGCAACUCAAGGAAGGCGCCAAGGAGCCUGACCGGAUCAAUGCGAAGCAGAGGACGCUGGGCAAGGCGGCCGCUGCGGCCCGGCUGUUGCGGUCGCUUGCCACUUCGCAUGCGGCGCUCGCGCCUGGAGGCUCGCUUCCGGCGCCGGCCGCAGCCAGCCUGGCGCGGGCGGCGGAGGGCGCUGCGGUGGCGUGUCGGGACGCGGCGGAUGCGGCCAAGGCCAUCGGCAAUGACGCGGUGGCAAAAGCCCGGGUCGCCGUGGGCACCAAGGAGAACCUGGAGCACGGCGCGCGGCUGCAGCUGGAGCUGUUGGAGGCGGCGAGGGCGGUGACGGACCUGGCAGAGGUGGCGGCAGGCGCCUCGGACGGCUCUCGUGUGCGGGACGCCCAGUCCGACAUCGCCAAGGCCCUGGAUGACAGCGACCGAGAAAUGGACAAGAUUGAUCGCUACAGCCGCGAGCACCCAAUCCUGCGGGCCGUGGCGGUGGCGGUGGGGCUUAAGGGCCUGGCCGCGGGCGCGCAGCGCCUGCCGCAGGCCCUGGACUCGGCCGCGGUGGCAGUGGAGAAGGCCGCGGCGGCGGCGUCGGCCGCCGAGCCAGCCGGCAGUCCGCCUGUGCGGGCAGACAGCGGCGUGGACGAGGUCGGCGGCGGCAGCCCCAUGCCGGAGCAGGGCAGCAGCCACAACCUGGCGGCGUUGGGCGUCAUGGGUCUCGCCACCACCAGCAUGCACAGUAUGGCCAACUCGGCGGCGGCGGCGGCAGCGGGAGGUGGUGGUGGUGGUGGUGGCGGUGGCGGAGGGAAGGGCGAGCUGUCACGUGCUCGCUACAAUCUUGACAAGACCUGGCAGUUGGUGGCAGAGGCGGAGCGCGAGCUGCGGAAGAGCGUGGCUGUGGGCCGAGAGCUGUGGGGCCGAGGCAGCGGAGCAGCAACUGGCGCCGUGGCGGAGGUGGAGGAGGCACGCAGCAAGGCGGUUGCCGCCGCCGCGGCGGCCCUGGGGGCGGCGAGCUCCGCUGUAUGCGGGUCCCUGUCAUCGGCUGGUGUGCAGUCUCCCGAGCAGCUGUUGCGGCUGCACGGACUGGCAGAGGCGGCUGAGGACGCGCUGCGGCUGCUGGCCGAAGGGCUUGGCGUGCCUCGUGGCGCCGAAGGCGCCGCCGCCGCCGCGUCUCAACUGACGGCGGCAUCCCACGCUCGCGCGGCGGCGUUUGAGACCGCGGCCGCUGCCUUCGGCGGCGCGGCGGCGGCACAACGCGCCGCAGCUGACCCCGCAGCUGCGCUGCUCGAGACCGCAGCGUCAGACGAUGAGCCGCAUGGCGGGUCUGGGGGAGGCGGACGUCUUGGGGAUGGCGACGACGACGGCAGGGGCGGGGCCGGGGGCGAGCCGACGGCGGAGAUUGUGUUUCGGCCGGUGUUCGUGCAGACACCCAGCGCAGCGGGAGCCAGCCGCGAGCCGCCGCACAACGCCAUACAGUUCCAUGUGGCUGUGUUGCUCAAGGAGCCCGGCCGGCGCGCGGGCCCGCCUCCGCCCGAGGUUGACGCGGUAUUGCAGCGGCCGGCGGUGCGCUCCCUGAUGGAGCCGCUGGAGGCCCUCAUAGAGGCGGCCAACUUGGAGCUGGCGGCCGCGGCGGUUGCCCUGCGCGACAUGGCCGUGGAGGCCGACCUGCUGGCGCCGCUGCUGGGGCAGCCGGGCGGCGGAGCGCUGCUGCGCGGCUCGCGAGACGGGCCGCCGGGGCUGCAGCUGGCGCUGCAGCGGUACGGCCCAGACGCCGAGGCGCUGGUGCGCGCCAACCUGCGACAGGCCGGCCGCUACACGUCAGUGCUGGAGGCCUUCCGCGCCGUGUCGGGCGGCCUGGCGGAGGGGCUGCAGGAGGCGGCUGCUCAGCUGAGUGCACUGCUGACCCCUGUGCCGGUGCCGUACCACGGGCGCCGGGCGGCGCAGGAGCGUGCAGCGGCUGCAGCGGCCGCCGCCGCCGCAGAGGAGGAAGCCGCUCGGAGACAUCAGCAAGAGCUGGAGGCAGCGUGGCGGCAGCAGCAGGAGGAAGAGGCGGCGGCGGCGGCGCGAGCUGAAGCAGCGGCCGCGGCCGCCGCUGCGGCCGCCAGGCCCGCCCCGCUCCUGGCCCCGGCGCCGCCGUCAAUGCCAGCAGGAAGUGUGGGCAUCUCGCCGCGCGCCCGGGCGUCCUCACUGAGGCGCAUCGACUCCUCAUCGGCCGGCCCGGAGCCCACGCUCGCGCGCCUCAGGUCUCGGGGCUCCACAAACGGCGGGUUCCCAGAGGCUGGCCCUGUUGCCCCCAGCAGGCGGUCCGGCGACGACAUGAUGCGGGUAUCCGGCGACGGCCUCCCGCGCCUCUCUGACAGCGGAGCUGCGACUGCAGUGGUGGUCGGACAGGAACUGGCGAUCAUGCACGUGUACGGGGCGGCGGAUCUACAGGCGCGCAACGCCAGCGCGGACGGCGGCGCGUCAUCGGCGCUGUUUAGUGACGACGGAGAGAUUGACUUUGGGUUGGGCGACUGAAGCCGUGUUGAGCAUGGACAAGGCGUGUAUAGAGAGGGUUGACAUCCGGGCAUGGCGCGUCCAUGUGCGUGUUCGUGUGCGUGGUAUGGGGCUAGCUAGAUGCUUGCUGGCGUGACCUCAGUCGAACUGCCAUUAGAAAUACUCCAAUAGAUGGACUGACAGAGGAACACUGGCAUUGCAUAGUGCACGGGCUUCAUUCAUUCAUGUGGCAGAAUUGCUGUAGCACGCCAGCGACUAGGUAGGC
This is a messenger RNA of Chlamydomonas reinhardtii, 10642 nucleotides long. RefSeq lists its product as uncharacterized. Lineage: Eukaryota; Viridiplantae; Chlorophyta; Chlorophyceae; Chlamydomonadales; Chlamydomonadaceae. Gene Ontology annotation, molecular function: protein binding. The transcript has 52 exons. The coding region runs from base 220 to 10398 and encodes 3392 amino acids. The record is from RefSeq and is a predicted model, not a curated record.